GAAACUCCUGUCAAACUGAGACCCACACGGGUUUACAGUGUGAUGAGUGUAUAAAUACAGAAGCCCUGUCGAGAUGGACAAACCACAGUUCUAACAUCCGACGACUAUCUACCAAGAACAAACAACUGACCGACAGCAAUGGCUCCUGUCAAUAUUUGCGACAUGGUGAUGACCACGAAAGAUAAAAUCAAACUUAGAAAACCAGUGGUGGAAAAGAUGCGCCGAGACCGCAUUAACAGCAGCAUCGAACAGCUCAAGACACUCCUCAAAACCGAACUUCAAGCACACCAACCCAAUUCGAAACUGGAAAAGGCUGACAUUCUCGAGACAGCUGUGGUUUACCUGAAAGACAACAGCAUGCGCCCUGCUGCUUCAUUCAACGUAGCGUCACCUGUCCAAAGCUACGCGGAGGGAUUCACCCGCUGCCUGGAGGAGACGCUGCGCUUCCUCUCAGCGAAAAACCAGCCGACUGGCUCACAACAGAAGCUUCUCAAUCACUUCAAUCGCGCUCAGAAACUCGGUGAUAGAGUCGUGCUGAGUCCAAACCGCGCAACGGUCCCUCACAACAGCAGCACUCCGAAACGUGUCACCCCAGGUGGAAGAGGGCCCAUGUGGAGACCCUGGUGAUGCUCAUAGCCUAUUUGGAGACUUUCAGUAAUGAAACUUUCGAUGUCAAAACCAGAUAAUAUUUUGGUCUAGCACGACCCUGUAUGCUCUCUUCUUGUUGGAAAUUAUUCUUCCCUAUACAAUUUUAUCUUUUGUUCGUAAAAUAUAAAAUUAUUGUUAUUCUUCUGUGUAGAAUAUCCUCUAUUGUGCAUGUAUUAUGAACUUUACAAUUGCGAAGUAAAAUGUUUUUACAUAUUGUAAAAUAUAUUAUUAUAAUAUAUUGGUGUAUCUAUUUCUGGGAAAAUACCUCAGCCCUAUGUUGCUGAAUUGUAAUUUGUCCUGAAACAAACUGUGAUUGGAACAUUGUCUAUCACAUUGAUGUGGCAAUAUUCCCAAUAAAUAAAUGAA
Molecule: messenger RNA, 1014 nt
Organism: Oncorhynchus nerka (sockeye salmon)
Lineage: Eukaryota; Metazoa; Chordata; Actinopteri; Salmoniformes; Salmonidae
Product: transcription factor HES-5-like
Exons: 2
Coding region: 139-627 (162 amino acids)
Biological process (GO): anterior/posterior pattern specification; regulation of neurogenesis; regulation of transcription by RNA polymerase II
Cellular component (GO): nucleus
Molecular function (GO): protein dimerization activity; RNA polymerase II cis-regulatory region sequence-specific DNA binding; DNA-binding transcription factor activity, RNA polymerase II-specific
Source: RefSeq, a predicted model, not a curated record